Saccostrea echinata is the source of this 3189-nucleotide messenger RNA. RefSeq names its product major vault protein-like. Gene Ontology annotation, cellular component: cytoplasm; nucleus. The record is from RefSeq and is a predicted model, not a curated record. Bases 70 to 2640 code for a protein of 856 amino acids. Lineage: Eukaryota; Metazoa; Mollusca; Bivalvia; Ostreida; Ostreidae. The transcript is spliced from 11 exons.
UCUCUUGUUUCCUGGUGAUUGGGAAAUAACCCGUUUUUCUGUAGAGAGAGAAGAUAAGACUUGAACACAAUGUCUAAGAAUCCCAGUGACAGUAUUUACCGAAUCCCCCCUUACUACUUCCUCCAUGUCCUUGACCAGAAUCUCAAUGUCACACGGCUGGAGAUUGGACCCCAGACCUUCAUCAGACAGGACAAUGAGAGGGUUGUUUAUGGCCCAGAAAAGAUGAUCACAGUGCCACCCAGGCACUACUGCAUCAUCGAAAACCCAGUUGUCAAGGACAAAGAAGGAAAGGUCAUCUAUGAUGAGAGUGGUCAGUCUAAACUCAGUCAUGCUGACCUUGAGAUUCGUCUCUCUCAAGAACCCUUUCCACUGUACCCAGGGGAGGUCCUCAAACAGGUUGUGACCCCAUUGAAGGUCAUUCCUGCAAACUCGGCCCUGAGACUACGAGCUGUGCUGGAUUUCGAGGAUGCAUCUGGAGAAAAGCGAGUGGCUGGGGAUGAGUGGCUCUUUGAAGGACCAGGGACCUAUAUCCCUCAAAAGGAGGUGGUCAUUGAGGAAACCAUCAGGGCAACGGUCAUCCGUCCAAAUCAGGCUAUCCGUCUCCGAGCCAGGAAGGAGACUAUUGACAGAGAGGGCAAAGCCAGGGUGACUGGGGAGGAGUGGAUCCAUAAAAAGACAGGGGCGUACCUCCCAGGAGCUUAUGAGGAAGUGGUAGACAUCGUCAAUGCUUACGUACUAACAGAGAAGAAAGCUCUGCACAUGAGAUCUUUGAGGACAUUUAAAGAUGAAUUUGGAGUGGUGAGGAAGAAUGGCGAGGAAUGGCUGAUCACAAUGAAGGAAUCGGAGACACAUAUUCCUGGUGUCUAUGAAGAGGUUGUUGGAGUUGUGAACAUAACCACUUUGACCUCCAGGCAAUACUGUGUUAUCCUUGACCCCUGUGAUGAGUCAGGUCACCCACAGCUGGGAAGAAAGAAGCUGGUCAAGGGUGAGCGUUCCUUCUUCUUGCUGCCAGGUGAGAGACUGAUGAAGGGAAUCCAGAAUGUUUACGUUCUCGGUGAAGAUGAGGGUCUUAUUCUCCGUGCUACAGAGUCCUUCAAAGAUGCAGAAACGAAUGAGGAGCUUCGUCCGGGAGACAGAUGGAUGAUUCGAGGACCCAAGGAAUAUGUUCCCCCGGUAGAAGUGGAGGUCUUGAUGAAGAGGGUUGCCAUUCCCCUGGAUGAGAAUGAGGGUAUCUAUGUCAGAGACAUCAAGUCCGGAAAGGUGAGAGAUGUAAAAGGAGAAACCUACAUGCUGAGUCAUGAUGAGGAACUCUGGGAAAAAGAACUUCCACCUGCUGUGGAGGCUCUGCUAAUGGCAGGAAAAGACCCCCUGGCUGACCGCGGUGACCGCACUAAGGGAGGUGAGAAGGGAGAGAAACGAGACAAGACCAGAGUGGUCACAUUCAGAGUCCCCCACAAUGCAGCGGUCCAGAUCUAUGACUACAAAGAGAAGAAAGCCAGAGUGAUCUUUGGCCCUGAGUUGGUGAUGCUUGGUCCAGAUGAACAGUUCACCCAACUCUCUCUGUCAGGAGGGAAACCCAAGAAACCAAAUGUCAUCAAAUCUCUCUGUCUUCUGCUGGGACCUGACUUUUGUACAGACAUCAUCACCGUGGAGACUGCUGACCAUGCAAGGCUUUCCCUACAGCUGUCCUACAACUGGCAUUUCGAGGUCAAGGACAAGAAAGAUGUGGUGGAUGCUGCCAAAAUUUUCAGUGUCCCAGACUUUGUGGGAGAUGCUUGUAAGGCCAUUGCUUCUAGAGUCAGAGGGGCUGUUGCUCAAGUUCAGUUUGAUGAUUUCCACAAGAAUUCUGCUAGAAUCAUCAGGUCAUCUGUAUUUGGAAUUGAUGACAAGGAUAAAGUUAGAGAUCAAUUUAAAUUCCCCCAAAACAAUCUUUGUGUUACAAGCAUUGACAUUCAGUCUGUGGAACCUGUUGACCAGAGGACCAGGGAUGCCCUGAUGAAGUCUGUUCAGUUGGCUAUUGAGAUCACCACCAAUUCCCAAGAAGCAGCAGCUCGCCACGAGGCAGAGCGUCUGGAACAGGAGGCCAAAGGUCGCCUGGAGCGUCAGAAGAUUACAGAUGAAGCUGAAGCUGAAAAGGCAAGGAAAGAACUGCUUGAGCUCCAGGCCAAUAGUGCUGCUGUAGAGAGCACAGGUCAAGCUAAGGCAGAGGCCCAAAGUAGAGCCGAGGCAGCAAGAAUCGAGGGAGAGGCAGCAGUUGAACAAGCCAAACUCAAGGCACAGGCAAUGAAAAUUGAAGCUGAAUCUGAACUGGAGAGACUUACAAGAGCUAGAGAGGCAGAGCUCAAGUUCCUUGCAGAACAGAAUGAUUUGGAGCUCAACAAAUCUCGAGAGGUGGCUGAGAUCGAGACAUCCAAAUUCAAGAGUCAGGUGGACGCUAUUGGAGCCCAAACACUCCAGGCCAUUGCCACUGCUGGACCAGAGAUGCAGGUCAAACUGCUGUCUGCUCUUGGCCUGAAAUCUACACUGAUUACAGAUGGAAACAGCCCCAUCAACCUCUUCAACACGGCUAACGGAAUUGUGGGAGGAAUGGUCCCUGCUAAAAGAUCCCGACGCUCUCCUCCAGAAUCUGAUGAUGAGUAGAGCAAAGGACAGAAGUUUUUGUAAUCUAAUUCUGAGUGCAAUGAUUGAGUGAUAAAACAUUGUGUUUAUGUGUACAUGUAGUAAGAAAACCAAUUUAGUUUGUUUUUGUAAUGCAAGACACUUUAAGUUUAAUGUAUGUAUAUAUAUUAAGAAAUUUAAUCAUGGCAGCAGAAAUGCAUGUUCCUACUAUUGUGUAUUUUUGCUGAAUUAGCAUAUCAUUGUUUUCCAUUUUGUAUACCUUACUUACACACUUUUCAUAUUGAUAUAAAAUGUUUACUGUGAUACAUGUAAUACAAAAAUAAAUUAUUCUUAUGUUGUUAUUUUUGAUAAGGGUAACAUUUUUUUGCAAGUGUGAUCUUGACUUCUGCACGUUUUCUGUUUUGCAGACACUAGAAUUUUACUAUGUACAUACUGUAUAACCACAAGCUGUGUAGGAAGUAAAAUACGCUUUUUGUUAGACACUCCAUGAAAUUUAUAAUUUCUUUGUUUAUAGAUUACAUUUUUUUUUCUGUUGACAUUUGUACUAAUUUAUAAAUGCCUUUAGAAUCA